UUUUAUUUUUUAAAUUUGAAUACACAGAAGCGUCGCAUAAGCGAUCACAGAAACAGUCACUCGAUUAUCAACACCAAUUAAUGACAUACGAUUGCAACAUGGAACGCAUUAGAUUGCGAGGGUUAGCCGAGGCCCAGCCCCAGGCACGGGCGGGUCGGGUGCCGUUCCAUCUGCAGCCGCAUACGGCGCAAUACCCCCCAACUGCCCAAAUUCAGGGACGCUCGGGAGGAUCUCUUCGGAAGGCAGCAUUCGACCAGAGGACCACCGCCAGUGGCCGUGCUAAUUCCAGUGCACCUUCGUUUAAAUCCAAGCAGCUGGUGACAGCUCUCACUGUCGCAUCAGCCCAAACGGCAGCGCCUGGGGCUCCAGCUUUACGUCCGGCUAAAGCUCCAGCCGGCGGGAAGAUGACGAGGGAGUUUCUGCCUCGCGUGGCAGGACUCGCCCGCCGAGGUCAGCUUCCCCCGACACAGGUGAACCAAUUCAAGACCUCAUUGGCUAGGUCAGGGCCCAAUAAGAAGAUGCCACGCACUGUUGUUCAGAAUCUGCGGGUGCUCGAGAAUAGGACCGCCACCACCUGCGGAAGUGGUGACGCCAGCGACCUGAUCGAUCAGAUUAGUGAAAGUCAUGCCCAAUGGAUGGCGGAGAUGCCGAAAUCCAGCUUCACGUACUUUGGGCGGACAGAUAAUGACGUCAACGCCCCGUUAAUGGAAGAUCAUUUUCCAGACGGACGCACGACCAGACGGGGCUCCACUUUUUCCGAAAAAACCUAUGAUGUAGCUUUCAAUCUCGCUAGUGGGCCCGAGAAAAGCGAAGUACCAAUAGCCUCAGCCUCGUUGGUCGCUUCUGACCAAGCGGCCGUGGAUGCGUUUGCGGAGAGCUACCAGAAGUUGGUCGUAGGCCACAACCAUCUGAAAAAGAAGCUCGCAAAGCUGACGUUGCUGAACAGAUGGGGAGCCAAUCAUCAAUGCAUCAUCGAUCCGCUAGAGGACGCUGAAGGAGGAGGCCCACCACCGAUACUCCCAACACCAGCGAAACCAUCGACCAAGACCACCACCAACGCCAAGGCCAACGAGGCCAAGGUAAAAGAGGAACAGGACUACGAGUCCUCAAGCAGCUACUACACGCCCCCCCCCAGCUUCAGAUCCAUCAGCCGCAUCCAUCAGCGUCUGACCAUCAGGAAAAUGGAACUCCGGCACGUUACGGGUGAGGCUAUGGUAAUGCAGGAGUGUCGCACCUUCGCCAGGGUCCAGACUUUCGGCGUGAUCGAGGAGUACAGUUUGAACUUGAAUAGCAUCAUGAACGCAAUGAAUCCUGAGCCUGAUCCCGAUCCAAACACCGAUCCAUAUACCGAAAAAGAUCAGGAGAUCAUACUGCUACCUACUCCGGUUCCUGCUGCUGAUUCCAAUGCUGCUUCUUGUGGUGCUGGUGCUGGCGCCUACUCCGAUAUAAUUCUACAGAUGAACACCAUGUGCCGCAUCGCUCACGAGAAGAUGGUGAAAAAUGCCAAUAACGACAAAGAAAAGGAUAUCUGGGCACAAUUCUUUACCGAGAUGGGACCUAGAUUCAUUCGAUCGGCAUCGACUGGCAAUCGAGAGACGGAGAUACCGUCUUGCGAAUUUUUGGACUUAUUGCACUCGAGGGCGCCGAUGCAUUCGAUGUUGACAUGCUUGACAUCCAAUGGCAUCUCUACGCAAGCGCCCGAAUAUGAAGGUGAGAAUGGAUGGACCUCGACGAUGGUCGAGCGCCUUCUGGUGACGGCGCUAUCCUCUCUACCCAUUCCCAUAAAGGUGCAUACCGGCACCCAGACAGAGAUGCCAGAGGAUCAGCCCCGGCCAACCACACCAAGACGCUCUGGUCCCAAGGCGACGAGGCAGGUGACAGUCGACAAAAAGGGUGUAGAAGUUUUCAAGAGAGUUCUGGUGGGGACAACCCAGAUGCUGUUGUUCAUCAUGCUGAUCGUGACCUGUAGCUAUCCGGAGAUCCGAUGCCUCCCCAAUUGACGUUCCACAAUGACUCAGAUAUCAAAAUUUUGUUUUCCACACUUCGUUUCCGCAAACUCGCUCAAAAAGAGAGUGGAUCCAGAGGGAAAAAUCAAUGCUGAUAUAUAAAUUCUUGUUUGAGUCGAUUAUGCCCCAUAGAAACAUGCCCGAAACUGAAAAAAAAAAACAAAUUCGAAGUCUA
This is a messenger RNA of Drosophila persimilis, 2181 nucleotides long. RefSeq lists its product as uncharacterized. Bases 81 to 2000 code for a protein of 639 amino acids. Lineage: Eukaryota; Metazoa; Arthropoda; Insecta; Diptera; Drosophilidae. The transcript is spliced from 2 exons. The record is from RefSeq and is a predicted model, not a curated record.